Rattus norvegicus (Norway rat) is the source of this 2701-nucleotide messenger RNA. RefSeq names its product solute carrier family 17, member 4 (gene Slc17a4). The record is from RefSeq and is a predicted model, not a curated record. NCBI's taxonomy places the organism in Eukaryota, Metazoa, Chordata, Mammalia, Rodentia, Muridae. Gene Ontology annotation, biological process: transmembrane transport; thyroid hormone transport; sodium ion transmembrane transport. Gene Ontology annotation, cellular component: apical plasma membrane; brush border membrane; plasma membrane. Gene Ontology annotation, molecular function: transmembrane transporter activity; thyroid hormone transmembrane transporter activity; urate transmembrane transporter activity.
AAGGGUUAGACAGCUGCAGAAAACUGAGAAACCGAUAGGAUUGCAGCCAGGACUCAGCUCUCUGCCUUCCUCAGAUACAGAGCGGCUAGUGAGAUCAGACCUUCAGUCCUGCUGGAUGGAGAAAGCUGCAGAAGCAAGUAUCCCAUUUAUUGCACACAUGUUUACUGGAUCAGUGAACGAGUCAGAGGUCGGUGAACUCUGAGGCAUUGCAUCAUUGGAAUGGUCUGCAAAACUAGAAAGUAAGUAGAUGCUGGCCCUAAGGAGGAGAAAGUCAAAAUGUCUACUGGAGCAGACCUCAAGGCGAGAGAGGGAGGCAUUCCCAAUGACAGCAAUUUAAACAUGACCCAAGAACAAUCCUUCAAGAAAGGCUGCUGCUCACUGCGCCAUGGUUUGGCUUUCAUCUUGCAUCUCUGUAAUUUUUCUGUUUAUACCCAACAAAUGAACCUGAGCAUCGCCAUAACAGCUAUGGUGAACACCACAGCAGCAUCCAGCCAUGCCAACGCUUCCAUAGAAAGGCCUACCACUGACUCCCAAGAUUUCUGGAAUGAAACACUACAGGAAUCUAAGGCCCCUGUUUACGACUGGACACCUGAGAUCCAGGGAAUCCUCCUCAGCUCUCUCAACUAUGGAUCGUUCUUAGCUCCAAUCCCUACUGGCUAUGUGGCUGGAGUGUUUGGAGCCAAGUAUGUGGUUGGUUUGGGCUUGUUAGUUUCUUCCGUCCUGACUCUCUUCAUUCCACUGGCAGCUGAGGCUGGAGUAGCCUUACUAAUUGUCCUUCGGGUCAUCCAAGGCAUGUCUCAGGUUAUGGUGUUAACAGGUCAGUACUCAAUGUGGGCCAAAUGGGCUCCCCCACUGGAAAGGAGUCAGCUCAUCACCAUCGCUGCAUCAGGGUCAAUGCUUGGAACGUUCCUUGUUCUUAUUGCUGGUGGUCUUCUUUGCCAGGCCCUAGGAUGGCCUUAUAUAUUCUACAUCUUUGGUGGAAUUGGCUGUGCCUGUUGCCUGCUCUGGUUCCCCCUCGUAUAUGAUGACCCACAGAAUCAUCCCUUUAUCAGCACUGGUGAGAAGAGAUACAUCAUGUGUUCACUGGCUCAAGAGGAUUGCUCGCUGGGCUGGUCUCUUCCCAUUAAAGCCAUGGUGAAAUCUCUCCCACUUUGGGCCAUUGUGGUUUCAUAUUUCUGUGAAUACUGGCUAUUAUUCACGAUAAUGGCAUAUACACCCACAUAUAUCAGCUCUGUACUUCAAGCAAAUCUCCGAGAUAGUGGAAUCCUGUCUGCCCUGCCAUUCAUGUUCGGCUGUGUCUGCAUUAUUCUUGGGGGUCUACUGGCAGAUUUUCUCCUCUCCAGGAACAUCCUCCGGCUUGUAACCAUCAGGAAGCUCUUCACUGCCCUAGGGGUCCUUGUCUCAUCCGGGAUCCUUGUGCCCCUACCUUGGGUCAGCUCCAGCCUCAGCACUACAAUGGCCUUCUUGGUACUAUCUUCUGUCUUUGCCAGCCUCUGUGAUUCAGGAGCCCUCAUUAACUUCUUGGAUAUAGCUCCACGGUAUGCUGGCUUUCUCAAAGGACUAUUGCAAGUCUUUUCUUACUUAGCUGGAGGCAUAGCUCCUACUGUUGCUGGAUUUUUCAUCAGUCAGGAUUCAGAGUUUGGCUGGAGAAAUGUCUUCUUACUUGCAGCUGCUAUUGAUGUAGUCGGCCUGCUCUUCUACCUCAUCUUCGGCAGAGCAGAGGUACAGGACUGGGCUAAGGAACCAACAUUCACCCAUCUCUGAGCAAAGUUAGUAAUUUGUAAAAAAGGCCUGUUUUUGUGCCUACUGGACAACUAAAACCUUACAACUGGAAGAGGCUUCAUUUCCAGGAUCAUUUAAGAGACCCCGACUAUCCGAUAUUAAAUGUAUUUUUUUCCAUACCUGGAGGCUUCAUAAAGGAAAGAAAAGUCUGGUUAUUUAUAACUGUGUGCUCCUGAAAUCACAGGUGUGUCUGAGGUUCUACAAAUCCUUUAUACUUUCCCCUGUUGCCAUGGUAAAAGCAUCAGGGAUGGGAGGACAGUUUGCCAUGAAAGCUAAAGAGGAAGCCAGAAGUACAGGAGUAAUGAGUUGGAACCGCAGGAGAAUGGUACUCUGUGAGCUGUCAGCGAAGAGAACUGACAGCCGGAAAACAGGAUGUCUGUGAGCCGAAAUUCUGUGGCAAGGGACCACUCAUGCCAAGUGAAGGGGUUAGAGCCACUGUAGCUCUUGGUGUGUGUAGGACGUCUAACUGAAAACAGCCAGGAUAAAGAGCAAUGAAGAAUUAAUCUAUCAUGCAAAAAGGUAUGGACGUUCUCCAACUGCUAUAAGAAGGGUAGUAGAAUGCAGCCAUUGCAGACAGCUUUCUGUAUGUGGAUCUCGGCUUUGGAGCAAAACCACCUCUGCAAUAUGAACACCACCCAGGCACUUUCCGGAGGCCACUCUUCCACCAACAGCUUCCUUCUUUCUGACCACUUUAACCUGGGUGUCUCAUCUGUAUGUAUCUGUAUGUAGGUCCAUGCAAAUCCCUUAUGUCUUAGUCUUAGUGAGUAGAAUGGCCUUGUGUGUCUCUGAUCUCAUGCACUGCUUUGCAGCAUCAGUCUCAUCAUGGAUGCCCUUUGCCUGUUUCUCUGACUCUUAUGAUCUCAGUCACUGUCAGUGGGCUUCAUUUGAUGUAGAAUGUCUCUUAAAAAUGGAUGUGAGA